Messenger RNA from Cetraspora pellucida, 1110 nucleotides. NCBI's taxonomy places the organism in Eukaryota, Fungi, Glomeromycota, Glomeromycetes, Diversisporales, Gigasporaceae. The record is from the annotation of a GenBank genome assembly.
AUGUCUGAUUCUUACGAUACUCUUUCAAAAAAGUCGAUAACUCGAACUUUAUCUACUCCAGAAUCCUCAAACAUUUCUUUGCCAAGAGACAUACCUGUAAAAAGACCCCACAGUACGAUUAGCAAUAAAAGCUCUACUGAUCUAUUCUGGAAUAUUGUUGGUCGUGAUAAUUACACAACUUCUCUGAAUCAAUCACCCGUCCUUUGUAAUAGCUAUUCUCCACCUGUAGGAGAUUUAUUUUGUACGUCUACGUCUUUCACAAGGAAAUUCCGUACCUUCCCUUGGCGAAAUAAGCCGUCUUUGAGGGUACUUCCUAUUAUGGUUGCUAGUAACGAUGCUAAUUCGAUUAGCUUGCUGACAACCACAAUAAAAUCUAGCGUUUCUUCAGCUCAAUCUAGUAUCGCUAGUACAAUUAUAGGGGAUUGGGAUAAUCACAAGAUGAAUUCACAAGCUGUUCCUUUGACACCACCGCAGGAGUCAACACAGUUGCAAACUUCCGGUGAUUUAUUGAUACCAAUUGAACUUUGCGGCAGAAGUGACGAUACUGAUCCGGUUUUGAAUGAAUCUAUAGCUGAACAGAUCCGACUUAAGCUUCCACGACGAUUACGAUUAUUGCCAUCAUGGAAUCUACUAUAUAGCCUCGACCAAGAUGGAACAAGCAUGGCUACUAUGUAUCAUAAAGUUAAGGGCAAAGGUCCUUUAGUAUUAGUGAUCAAGGACACGGACGAACAGGUUUUUGGUGCAUUUGUGACAGAACCAUUUAAAAUUCAUCCUUCUUAUUAUGGGACUGGAGAAUGUUUUUUGUGGAAGCACGUAGGUGGUUCUUCACAAUUAACAGUAAAAUGUUAUUUAUGGACAGGAAGGAAUGAAUACAUGAUAUUAAGCGAACGUGAUUGCUUAGCAAUCGGUGGAGGUGAUGGUAAAUUAGGACUUUGGAUCGACUCUGACCUGCAACGAGGCCAUUCUGAACGUUGUGACACCUUUGACAACGACGUCCUAUCAUCGUCUCCCGAGUUCGAUUGUAUAGGAUUUGAACUCCACCUGUUGGAGACCUUUUGGCAUCCUACCACUUCGCUCGCAAGAAAUUCUAAUACUAAAGAACAAAACUAG